This is a messenger RNA of Fonsecaea nubica, 1710 nucleotides long. RefSeq lists its product as hypothetical. The transcript has a single exon. The record is from RefSeq and is a predicted model, not a curated record. Bases 1 to 1710 code for a protein of 569 amino acids. Lineage: Eukaryota; Fungi; Ascomycota; Eurotiomycetes; Chaetothyriales; Herpotrichiellaceae.
AUGGCCGUAAUCGAAUUCCUUGAACGUCGCAUAUACCACGAGGACCCUCCCGAUUACCAGUCGCGAAUCGAGACGAACCCGACUCUGAUCGUGUCUUGGUGGUGCACGUUGUUUUCCCUCACAGCCAUCUUGAUCCGCGUUCUCGGCCGAUGGGUGCGCACCGAAAGACUGUUUCGGGAGGACUGGAUCAUGUUCUACAGCAUAAUUCCUCUUAUGAUUCGCAUGGGACUGGUCCAUGUCGUGUUAAUCUGGGGAACUAAUAACACAAAAACAGAAGGACUGACAUCUUUGCAAAUACAUCACCGCGAGAUUGGAAGCAGAUUGGUCCUGGCGGCUCGUAUAUUCUACGCGGCAUAUAUCUGGAUUGCUAAACUCACCGUGCUCGAGUUCCUCAAGCGCCUCAUCGGACGGUCGUGGGCCAAGUCGUACGAAGUCGGACUCCGAUUCAUUUAUGGCUUCCUGGUCAUUACCUUCAUUGCCGUGGUGAUCGGCACGCUGACCGAAUGUCAACCUUUUUCGCACUAUUGGCAGGUCGUCCCAGAUCCGGGCUCCCAUUGUCGAGAGGGCCUGGUACAACUGAUCGUCAUGGGGGUGUGUGAUAUUGUCUCUGAUGUCGUCCUGAUCGUGUUUCCCAUUCCCUUGGUCUGGCAAUCUUCGAUGCGCCUCCGCAAAAAGAUUUCGCUCGUCCUCCUCUUCCUUCUGUCCACCAUCCUCAUCGCCAUCACCGCCUACCGAGUCCCUUCAACCAUCUCACGACGCUCGUCACAGCAGUACCGAUCGCUAUUGGCGUCGCUGGAAAUCCUAGCCGCCGCAGGAGUAUCAAAUGCCAUCGUUAUUGGCAGCUUUAUCCGUGACAGAGGUGUGAAGAAGGCUAAAUUUCGAGCGGCAUCUAUUGAUGACACAAGUUCACUUGGCCGACAACCUACGAGAACUCGGACUGUAUCUACCACUCACCACCACUGGGGCUCUGAUGAAGAUCUCGCCAGGGGUGUCGGCGUCGCAUUACCUGCAAUUCUGCGGCACGGUACUUACAUGGAACAGACGCCCCGUUUGGCUGAAGUCGCCGCUGUGGCUCUCCCACCAAAGUCGGCCGACGUCAAGAUCGAGACGGGCGAUCAAGAUCGAGAUACUCCAUUCGCGUCGAGAUGGAACUUUGCAGAGGCAUCUCGUACUCGCAAAAAGCCUUCUCUCGAUACCCUCAGCAGCACCUCGACAGCCGAUAUCAGAUUACGCGAUUUGAAAGUCCGACUCGAGCGACCACCAGAGGCACAAGGUGGUGACGAGUAUACAGAAACCGACACGCCUAGCAGAAUGGGAUUCUUCGACGUCGGCGGCCUCGUCGAUCACCCACCCAGUGAAUCACCGAUCUCUCGCUCUCGCCAGGCAUCGGUCCAAGAAGUCUCCCGUCGCUUAUCUCAACCUCAUCAGCAUGGAGUCCGGUCGGGCUCGAAAGCCUUCCUUUCCGAUAUCGGUGGUCUGUUAGCCCGACCGUUACGGAUACGCGAAGAGGACGACCUCCGUUCCGCGUCGACAGCAUCACCAAGACGGAUGAACAGUCCCGCUCGUUCCCCGAUGAGGUUUGAGAAAAGAAAGUCCUCCCAUCGGAAUCGGUUACCUUCACAGCAGGAGGACGAGGAACCUAUCCGACCAGCAAGGCCCAGCGGGCCUGACGACUUGAGUAUCUCGGAUGCUGGUGGGCUGCUACGAUGA